This is a messenger RNA of Neoarius graeffei (lesser salmon catfish), 3441 nucleotides long. It is a transcript of the gene ets2, whose product is annotated as v-ets avian erythroblastosis virus E26 oncogene homolog 2. Gene Ontology annotation, molecular function: sequence-specific DNA binding; DNA-binding transcription factor activity, RNA polymerase II-specific. Gene Ontology annotation, cellular component: nucleus. Gene Ontology annotation, biological process: regulation of transcription by RNA polymerase II; cell differentiation. Lineage: Eukaryota; Metazoa; Chordata; Actinopteri; Siluriformes; Ariidae. The record is from RefSeq and is a predicted model, not a curated record. Bases 228 to 1529 code for a protein of 433 amino acids. The transcript has 9 exons.
GGCGCGCGCUGCUUCAUUCACUCGGCGUGUGUUAUUAUAGACUGACAAAUCGCAUCGGUGAAUCAGCACAGCGCUUAUCCACAGGAUUACUAUCAACACACACACACACACACACAGGGAAGACUAACCCGACUGAGAAACUGCGAUUUGGAUAGUUUGUGAUUGGAUAUAUAGUUACUGCCUCCGCGGAAACAUUCAACAGAGUGCAUUGUUUGUGCGACCUCAGCAUGGACCAAGUGACCCCUUUGUCAUCGGGCUAUCGGUGCCUGAAGAGGCAGGUAGCUUUGGAGCUCUUUGAAGACCCCAUGUCACUGUUCUCGGGGUAUUACCCAUUAGUGGAGGAAGAGCAGGCAGCUCAGGAAGUCCCGUCAGGUUUUGAGUGUGCGCCACAAGACCUGGGGCCAUGCUCUGUGCCACUGUUGACUCCCUGCAGCAAAGCAGUGAUGAGCCAGGCACUAAAAGACAGUUUCAAUGGUUUCAGCAAAGUCCAACGCAUCUGGGGUAUCUCUAACAACCCACGGAAAUGGAACAAGCAGCACGUCCAACAGUGGCUGCACUGGGCCUCUGGCGAGUUCAGCCUCACCAAUGUAAACUUCUUCAAGUUUGAUAUGAGCGGCCAGGAGUUGUGCGACCUGGGGAAAGACGGUUUCUUGGAUUUAGCUCCAGAUUUCGUGGGCGAUAUUCUUUGGGAGCACCUAGAACAGAUGAUGAGAGGUUUCAGCAGUGAGGACACACAAUAUACACUUCAGGCAUCAAACAGCACUAGUAGCCUCCUAAGGGAACUGUUUGAGGCCCCAGAUAGUCCCGCCCCUCUGAUCUCCGAGCCAGACUUCUCCAUGUUCCCCAAACCUCAGCUGAGCACGGUGAACGUCAGUUACAUCAGUCAGGAAUUCCCUAGUGGUGAAGCACAGCCACGCCUUAACACACACUUCUCAUCCCAGGAACAGAGCUCUCUUGACAGUGUGGAAAGUGUGGAGGGAAACGAGCGUGUCCUGCACUCAUGGGGCAGUCAGUCAUCCUUGGCCGACACCCAGCGUGUGCCAUCUUAUGACAGUUUUGAUGACGAGUACAGCGCAGUGCCGCUGAGCCUGGGCAAGCAAGGCCUGUCCUUCAAAGACUAUGUACAGGAGAGAAAUGAGCCACUGGAGCAGGGCAAGCCUGUUAUCCCUGCUGCUGUGCUUGCUGGAUUCACUGGAAGUGGCCCUAUCCAGCUGUGGCAGUUUCUUCUGGAGCUCCUAACAGACACAAACUGCCAGAGCAUCAUCAGCUGGACUGGAGAUGGCUGGGAGUUCAAGCUCACUGACCCUGAUGAGGUGGCGCGUCGCUGGGGCCGCCGCAAGAACAAGCCCAAGAUGAACUAUGAGAAGUUAAGCCGUGGCCUGCGCUAUUACUACGACAAGAACAUCAUCCACAAAACAGCUGGCAAGCGCUACGUCUACCGUUUUGUUUGUGACCUACAGAACCUCCUGGGCUACAGUGCCGAGGACUUGCACGGCAUGCUGGGAGUGCGGCCUGACACCGAGGACUGAACCAAGCAAACGCCUCUCGAAGGGGUGUGUUUGAUAGGGAGGGGAGUGCCCCCUGAUGUCCACUGUUACAGUCGGGCUCUUUAAAGGUCUGCGUCCUGAGUGACGGCAGUAACGCAGCUGCACUUGAAGCCUCUGCACUGGCUGCACUCGAAAAGGUGCCAUUUUCUGUCUUUCGUCUGGAGCACGGUCCAGCUCUGGCUCUUUCCACCUGCCACUUUUGAGUGAGACAGGACUUGUGAAAGUGAGCGAACACCUGGUGCAAAACAAAAAGGAAGCUCACGGAUCCUUUCCGCAUAAUCACUCUAUAAGCUAUACACAGAUAUGAAAUUAUCUUUUUAAAAAAAUGAUGUAUUUUUCUUCUAUCAGCAGAACUGUGUGUUGGGAGUUUGUCAGGAGUGUGUUUAGACUAAAAGAGAACUGUAGAGAGAAGCUUUUACAGAAUAUUUUUAUGUCGGCAGAGAGAACAGGGUGCAUGUGUAGCACACUGUAAUGAGACUGUUGUUAUGUAACAAAUGCUGUUGCCUUUACUGAUUUGCUAAGUGCUUUAAACUCCAGUCUCGCAUGCUUCCUCUGUAACUGGAGAGCCAUACAGCAUAUCAGCCAAGUACAAACCUGUAGGUCUUUUUUUUUUUUUUUCCUUGCAGUCUUACUCUGAUAUGUAUUUUCAAUAGACCAUGAUUGUAAAUGAAAUACAGUGUAUAAUUUAUUUGAACAUUGUGAUUGCAGCUGCUGUAUCGAGCACAUUUUCUAUCUGGGGAAUGGAACUGAUUGUUUUUGCAAAGGCCGAAGUGACAUUCCAGUGUCAGUAUUUAAUUUCAUGACGAGAGAUUAUCGUUAAUCUUGCAUUAAGGUUAAUAAUAUAUUGGUAGAUAAGAACACAACACACCUGUAAAACUUGUUUACGAAGAUUUAUAUCAAAUUUUGAAACGGCGACAGAACUUUUCCCUCUGCCUUUUUUUUUAUGAUUAAACUGUAUUAUAUAAUGUUGAUAAUGGGUCGUUUAUUUACUAUAAGUACAUUUUAUUUAUCUUUUUACAUGUCUGAAAUUAUUUAUUUAAAUCAAAGCCAUACAGGCACUCAGAGGAUUCUACAAAUCGUGAUUUGUUCAAUAUUUUUGUCGUGGUUAAUUAUCUUGUGUAUAAUUGUGUUGGAUCUAUUUAAUGGAGGGGAUCUUGUCUCGACCUUAACUGUACACAACUUUUUGUACAAAAUCUUUUGUGGGGGGAAAGAAAGCUGAAAUGAGGUCAUGUUGCUGUUUGAACUUGUUUUGUGAAACUGAUUCAUCCUUUACACAAAUAUUCUUCUCUUGUAUGUUUAUAAAAUUAUUUUUCUACAUAAAUCCUUUGUUGUUUUGCAAUAUUUUGUUGGCUGUAUACUUUUUUUUUUUGGUACAACGUAUCAAAUAUAGCAUUAUGGAAACAGAGCGUGAAUGAAAGAAACAGCAAUAUGGAGCCACCAGCUCAUGUAAAUGGUACAGAUAACCGUUUUUUAAAGAAAAGAAAGGUAGGAACUGAUUCUGGAGCAAAACUGUUUAAUAUAGGAAAAACAGGAGAGAGAGAGAGAGAGAGAGAGAGAGAGAGAGGUGUAGUUAUACUUGUGUGCCAGUGAGGGCGAGAUCAACAGCAGCAAUGAGUCAUACUUUCGAUGAAACAAUUGGAACGUUGAGAAUUAACACUGAUUACAUCUCCGAAAUGAACAGACCAGUUAACUGGAAUUCGAGUGUUCAAACAGUACUCUAAUUUUGGAAUAUAACCCACCACUGAUGUAAACAGUGAUUAAAAGAUCACCCAUCUACUUUGCUCACUGAUGUUCUGAUUCAUUUUAUAAUCCAUACUUUGACAGUCAGAUCACGUGUAUUACUCUGGUGACACUUUUAUGCUGUUGUGAAAUAAAAAAAUUUCAAUAAACUUCA